Messenger RNA from Toxorhynchites rutilus septentrionalis, 3405 nucleotides. RefSeq names its product cytohesin-1 (gene step). The record is from RefSeq and is a predicted model, not a curated record. NCBI's taxonomy places the organism in Eukaryota, Metazoa, Arthropoda, Insecta, Diptera, Culicidae. Gene Ontology annotation, biological process: regulation of ARF protein signal transduction. The transcript has 11 exons. The coding region runs from base 854 to 3001 and encodes 715 amino acids. Gene Ontology annotation, molecular function: guanyl-nucleotide exchange factor activity.
UCUGAUGAGAAAAUUACCGCUCUCUUGGCAAAAGAAAUGUUUUAUUGGAUGAAUUCAGUGGCAGUUGAAAUAAAUCAUUGGAUGCAAUACAAAAGGGCAGUGGUCGAUAAUUGGAGUAUUGGAUCGGUGUACGAAUAGAGAGAUGAGUGCUUGACAUAUCAGACAAACAAGAAAUGAUGAUAGUCUGUCAGUUACGGAGAUUGAAUAUCCGGAAGAACGUGUGCAUUUCACAUGUUGCUGACUUGGUGCGUUGGUGCGGAGGCUUCAGUGCGUAUAUUAAAAGUUGACUCACUUGGAUUGAUGAAACGUGGAAGUGUGCGUUUUGAGCACAUUUAAAUGGAGGAAGCGCAGUUCAGAUAAAAAGAAUAAACAUGUAUUCGUAUGUUGUAUUACAAGUGUUGUUUCGAAUAUUUUUAACCGCAUAUCAAUCCACUAACAAGGAUUAUUUUAAGAUCUGUCAUCAUUGGAAGAACGAGAUAUGGGAAUUCCCAAGCCAAUCUUUGUCGAAUCAGUUUCUUUUUUCGAAGCAUACCAAAAAGUGUCAUUAAUUCUAUCAAAUGAAUGGAAGCAAGAAGACAGAUGAAACUCUUCAGGAAAACGCGGACGAUGAAGAUUUCCAUCGGAACUGCAGUUGCCUCCGAGUGUUUGUGUACCAAAAAUAGCAACGCAAGCAAAUUACAUCGUCCAAUGAUGGGAUCGAAAAAAUUGUGAUACAGAGUGUGCGUGAAGAUCCCGAAAAUAAACUAAUAUCCGUUUUCGUUUAGUGUUUGUUGUUACCCAAGCAUUGUUGACGCUUGAGAGGAUAGUGUUUGUUGUUGAAUUUAGAGGCGAACAAAAAUAAAUCCUGCACAAAAUGUUCUUCUCAUCGAAGCCCGAUUCGAACAAAUCGAAUUGGUUUUCGUCACUUCGAAGACAGCCAAAAGCCAAGAAGACAGCGCUGGACGCUGAUGGAUUAACACAAAAGAGCUGUGUUGAUCUGACGGCAAAUGGUUUAUAUAGUGUUCCUAGUCAUCCGCUGGAUGAUGUGGCCAGUAGUAUUACGGGGCCCGCAUCGACGAAUAACGCCACAGAACAGCGAGGCGUGUGUACGUGUGAAUGGGUCAAAGUGACUCCAUCCUCGCCGUUGUUUCAUGACCCAGUCGACCCACCGAGAACUCUUAGCUCAACUACCACCGCUAAGAUAACCACAACGGUUUCGCGGAGCUUGCGAGAUGGUGAUUACAAUCCACUUCCAACCGCAUCAUCAGAGGAUAAUCUGCUCAACGAUAGGACUCAUGAGUUCAAAGAUCUCGCUCUGGUUGACAAUACGAACAGUUUGCGAAGAAGACCGCGUUGCAAAGAACAGAUCUACACUUCCACAACGGUAACCACCCUAACCAAAACGACAGUUGUGAACAAACAGAAAAGUUACCGCGUAGGAUUAAUCUUCAGUGACAAUGGGGAGCUGUUGAACAGUAAUUUAGAUCUGCGACAGUUACUCGAGGAUAGCAAGCAGACGCAGUUCAAUGCGCGUGGGAGCAGUGGCAGUGGGAACAGUAGUAUUAUCAAGGAAGAAAUUAACAAUAACACCAAUCGAAAAGAGGGCAAGUCCCGGGAACUGUUUAGCAUAAUGGAUGAUAGCAGUUUUGAAUUUAUCGACGAUAGUGCAGACUUAUUCAAUCGAAACUACUCGAGCAACAGUGCCACCGUUCAUGCCAAUUCGGUCAACUCAACGCCAAAAGUGCUCCGAAAAUGCAACAACUGCAAAAAUAAAUCCAAUCUAGUCUACAAAAGAAGUGUCAGUUCACCCCAGAGGAAGAAGCAAAUUAACGACGAACUGAAUGAGGUAGAGUCCGAGAUGAGAGCACACGAGAACAAGGAGGAGAACAAACAUUCCAAUAAAGAUAAGCAGAUGGCUUUAGGACGUAAGAAGUUCAAUAUGGACCCAAAGAAAGGCAUCGAGUUUCUGUACGAAAAUCAGCUUCUGAGGAUGGACCCACAGGAUGUAGCUCAAUUUUUGUAUAAAGGAGAGGGUCUCAAUAAGACAGCGAUCGGUGAUUAUCUUGGUGAGAAAAAUGACUUCAACGAACAGGUACUGAAGGCAUUUGUGGAUCUACAUGACUUCACCAAUUUGAUACUAGUGCAAGCGUUAAGACAAUUUCUCUGGUCAUUUAGACUGCCGGGCGAAGCGCAAAAGAUCGAUCGAAUGAUGGAAUGUUUUGCACAGCGCUAUUGCCAGCUCAAUCCGGACAUCUUCACCAACACCGACACGUGUUAUGUGCUAAGUUUUGCGAUUAUCAUGUUGAAUACGUCGUUGCAUAAUCCAUCGGUUAAAGAGAAACCAACUGUUGAGCAAUUUAUAUCCAUGAAUAGAGGCAUCAACAAUGGAGGAGAUUUACCGAGAGAAUUACUGGAGUCUCUGUAUGAAUCAAUCCGAACAGAGCCCUUCAAGAUACCACAGGACGAUGGCAACGACCUGAUGCAUACCUUCUUCAACCCAGACAAGGAAGGGUGGCUUUGGAAGCAGGGUGGACGAUACAAAUCCUGGAAGCGAAGAUGGUUCAUUCUGAAUGAUAACUGUUUGUACUACUUCGAAUAUACCACCGAUAAGGAACCGAGGGGAAUAAUUCCAUUGGAAAACAUUGCGGUGCGAGAAGUGCAAGACCGCAGCAAGCAAUUCUGCUUCGAAUUACAUGCCAGCGGCGGGGCGGAAAUAAUAAAAGCCUGCAAAACCGACUCCGAGGGUAAGGUGGUCGAAGGUAAGCACACGGUUUACCGGAUGUCGGCCGCCAGCGAGGAGGAACAGCAGGAGUGGAUCAAAUGUCUCAACCAGUCCAUCAGUCACAAUCCGUUCCACGACAUCCUAGUACAAAGGAAGAAGAAAGCCCUCGCGAAAAGGUUAUUAGUUCGUGUCUUCAACUGGAUAACCUGUUUUUCGUUUCAACUGAGCAUCGAUGAUUGCGAGCUAGCAGGGUACGAGUAUCAACCGUUGACGACGAAAACACAGGACGAUCCCGUGUGAAUACUCAAACCGAUUGUUCCUAAACGGCCCAAGAGAAAUAAGCUCGGCUAAGAAGCAUAUGUAACAUUUAAUUAUUACUUUGAGAAUUCAUCACGAUGGAUGAGAACUGCAUUUGGGAUAGUAUUUUGGAAUUGAUUUUUUUUAUCUAUUUUCGUAUGCGUACAUCGAAAAUCAAAGGACGCCAUGGGAUUGAUUUUAGUUUGAUUACAAUAAUUUAAAGAGCAACUUCGUGUGUUGUGAAUUGUGCGGGACCAACGCAGUCAGUUAAAUUGAUAUUAUAGGAACGCGAUCGAAAGUAUAUGUCCCAAAAGGUUUGUAGAAGCAAUAAUAGUUGACUUUCCUAUGUUACCACUUUACCACCUAUGUUGAUAAAUAAUUCCACUGAGGUAACGCAGUGAUACUUG